Cinclus cinclus is the source of this 1197-nucleotide messenger RNA. RefSeq names its product bone morphogenetic protein 2 (gene BMP2). Gene Ontology annotation, cellular component: extracellular region. The coding region runs from base 1 to 1197 and encodes 398 amino acids. The transcript has 2 exons. Gene Ontology annotation, biological process: negative regulation of transcription by RNA polymerase II; SMAD protein signal transduction; BMP signaling pathway. Lineage: Eukaryota; Metazoa; Chordata; Aves; Passeriformes; Cinclidae. Gene Ontology annotation, molecular function: BMP receptor binding; growth factor activity; cytokine activity. The record is from RefSeq and is a predicted model, not a curated record.
AUGGUUGCCGUGACGCGCUCGCUCCUGGCGCUACUGCUCUGCCAGGCGCUGCUGGGCGGCGCGGCCGGGCUCAUGCCGGAGGUGGGUCGGCGGCGCUUCAGCGAGCCGGGCCGCGCCGCCUCGGCCGCGCAGCGCCCCGAGGACCUGCUCAGCGAGUUCGAGCUGCGCCUGCUCCACAUGUUCGGGCUGAAGCGGCGACCCAGCCCUGGCAAGGACGUCGUCAUCCCGCCCUACAUGCUGGACCUCUACCGCCUGCACGCGGGGCAGCAGCUGGGGCAGCCGGCGGCGCUGGGCUUCCCGCUGGAGCGGGCGGCCAGCCGCGCCAACACCGUCCGCAGCUUCCACCACGAAGAAGUUUUGGAAGAACUGCCAGAAAUGAGUGGGAAAACAGCACGGCGCUUCUUCUUUAAUUUAACUUCCAUCCCUAAUGAGGAGUCUAUCACCUCAGCUGAACUCCAGAUUUUUCGGAAACAGGUGCACGGAGCCUUUGAGAACAACAGCAGCUACCAUCACCGCAUUAAUAUUUAUGAAAUUAUAAAGCCAGCCACAGCCACCUCUAAGGACCCUGUCACAAGACUUUUGGACACCAGGUUGGUGCAUCAUAAUGCAAGUAAAUGGGAAAGUUUUGAUGUAACGCCAGCUGUUUUGAGGUGGAUUGCACAUGGACAACCUAAUCAUGGGUUUGUGGUAGAGGUGGUUCACUUGGACAAAGAGAAUAGUGCCUCCAAGAGGCACGUUAGGAUUAGCAGGUCUUUACAUCAGGAUGAAGAUAGCUGGUCUCAGCUCAGGCCAUUGUUAGUGACGUUUGGGCAUGAUGGCAAGGGACACCCGCUCCAUAAAAGAGAAAAGCGUCAAGCAAAACACAAACAGCGUAAACGCCACAAAUACAGUUGCAAAAGGCAUCCGUUAUAUGUGGACUUCAAUGAUGUAGGGUGGAAUGACUGGAUUGUUGCCCCGCCGGGGUAUAGUGCCUUUUACUGCCAUGGGGAAUGCCCUUUUCCUCUGGCAGAUCAUCUAAACUCAACAAACCAUGCCAUUGUUCAGACUUUGGUUAAUUCAGUGAAUUCCAAAAUCCCCAAGGCUUGCUGUGUGCCGACAGAACUGAGUGCUAUUUCCAUGCUCUACCUUGAUGAAAAUGAAAAAGUUGUAUUAAAGAACUAUCAAGAUAUGGUUGUGGAGGGUUGUGGGUGCCGCUAA